Molecule: messenger RNA, 621 nt
Organism: Pyrgilauda ruficollis (rufous-necked snowfinch)
Lineage: Eukaryota; Metazoa; Chordata; Aves; Passeriformes; Passeridae
Product: ras-related protein Rab-11A-like
Exons: 5
Coding region: 1-621 (206 amino acids)
Biological process (GO): constitutive secretory pathway; regulated exocytosis
Cellular component (GO): recycling endosome
Molecular function (GO): GTPase activity; GTP binding
Source: RefSeq, a predicted model, not a curated record
AUGGGACUCUUUGUGCUCAUCGGGGACUCGGGGGUGGGCAAGAGCAACCUGCUCUCGCGCUUCACCCGCAACGAGUUCAACCUGGAGAGCAAGAGCACCAUCGGGGUGGAGUUUGCCACGAGGAGCAUCCAGGUGGACAACAAGACGGUGAAGGCUCAGAUCUGGGACACGGCGGGGCAGGAGCGGUACCGCGCCAUCACCUCCGCGUACUACCGAGGGGCAGUGGGAGCUCUGCUGGUCUAUGACAUCGCCAAGUACCUGACGUACGAGAACGCAGAGCGCUGGCUGAAGGAGCUGCAGGACCACGCUGAUGCCAACAUUGUCAUCAUGCUGGUGGGCAACAAGAGUGACCUGCGGCACCUGCGGGCUGUGCCCACCGACGAGGCUAGGAGCUUUGCAGAGAAGAACGGGCUGUCCUUCCUUGAGACGUCUGCUCUGGAUUCCACCAAUGUGGAGACAGCUUUCCACAACAUCCUCUCGGAGAUCUACCGCAUCGUGUCUCAGAGGCAGAUCACGGGACAGCCGGAGUCCGAGUUUGGCCCCUCCACCUCCAUUGAACCCAUCCAGGUGCUGCCCACGCAGCAGGAGGGCCGGCAGGCGCCCUGCUGCCAGAACAUCUGA